CCUUUUGUCGGUGAAACCCUAGCCCUCAUCCAUCUCCGUUCGCAGUAUGCUCCUCAAUAGACCCCAUUGUUACCGCUCAAUAUCCACUCUAUGCUCUCCCGCCGACGCUCUUCUCGCCGACAAAGCCAUCGUCUAUCUCCGGCGCCACCCAGAUCAGCUCGCCAUUCUUUCCUCCCACUUCACUCCCCAAGCCUCCUCCAAUUUACUCCUAAAAUCCCAAUUCGAUCAAAAUCUAGUCCUCAAAUUCCUCGAUUGGGCACGUUAUCAGAGAUUCUUCUCCUUCCAAUGCAAAUGUCUCGCGCUCCACAUCCUCACUCGCUUCAAACUCUACAAGACGGCGCAAUCCCUAGCUGAGGAAGUCGCGGUCAAUACGAUUGAUGAAACUGGCGCUGAACUCUUUCAAUGCCUGAAGGAUUCGUAUCAUCUGUGCAAUUCCAGCUCUGCGGUAAUCGAUCUUGUGGUUAAGUCUUGUUCUCGCGUUAAUUUGAUUAAUAAGGCUUUGAACAUUGUUAAUUUAGCGAAAUCUCAUGGGUUUAUGCCGGGCGUGCUUUCUUAUAAUGCUGUUUUAGAUGCUGUAAUUAGGACUAAACAAUCGGUUAAGUUCGCGGAGGGGGUUUUUAAGGAGAUGAUAGAAUGUGGUGUUUCCCCCAAUGUGUAUACAUAUAACAUUUUGAUUCGCGGGUUUUGUGCUGCUGGGAAUUUGGAAAUGGGGUUGUCUUUUUUUGGUGAAAUGGAGAGAAAUGGAUGUCUGCCAAAUGUGGUUACUUAUAAUACCAUAAUUGAUGCUUAUUGUAAGUUGAGGAAGAUCGAUGAGGCGUUCGGGUUGUUACGAUCCAUGGCAUUCAAAGGCUUGGAGCCAAAUUUGAUUUCAUACAAUGUGGUGAUAAAUGGGUUGUGUCGAGAAGGACGAAUGAAGGAGACGAGCGACAUUCUCGAGGAGAUGAACAAAAGGAGAUAUGUUCCUGAUGAGGUGACAUUGAAUACACUUAUAAAUGGUUACUGUAAGGAAGGUAAUUUUCAUCAAGCACUUGUGUUGCACGCAGAGAUGGUGAAAAAUGGUUUGUCACCGAACGUCGUUACUUACACAACUUUGAUUAAUAGCAUGUGCAAGGCUGGUAAUUUGAAUAGAGCUAUGGAAUUUUUGGACCAGAUGCGUGAUAGGGGACUACGUCCGAAUGGGAGGACGUAUACUACAUUGAUUGAUGGAUUUUCUCAACAGGGACUACUAAACCAAGCAUACCAGGUUAUGAAAGAAAUGAUUGAGAAUGGAUUCACCCCUACAAUUGUUACCUAUAAUACUCUCAUUAAUGGGCACUGUAUCUUAGGGCGGAUGGAAGAGGCUGCUGAACUCCUUCAAGAAAUGACAGAGAAAGGUUUUACACCCGACGUCGUGAGCUAUAGUACGAUUAUUUCAGGUUUUUGUCGGAAUCGAGAAUUGGAGAAAGCUUUUCAACUGAAAGUAGAGAUGGUGGCUAAGGGUAUUUCUCCUGAUACAGUAACUUAUUCAUCAUUAAUUCAAGGUCUUUGUGAGCAGAGAAGACUCAGUGAAGUUUGUGAUCUCUUUCAAGAAAUGGUAAGUGUUGGCUUGUCUCCUGAUGAAGUUACUUACACAUCCUUGAUCAAUGCUUACUGUACUGAAGGCGAUUUAGAUAAGGCUCUCGGGUUGCACGAUGAGAUGAUAAAAAAGGGGUUCUUACCUGAUAUUGUUACCUAUAAUGUGCUUAUUAACGGAUUAAAUAAGCAAGCUCGUACAAAGGAAGCGAAGAGGCUUCUGCUAAAGUUAUUAUAUGUAGAGUCUGUGCCAAAUGAAAUCACAUAUAACACUCUGAUAGAUAACUGUAACAAUUUAGAGUUCAAGAGUGCGUUGGCUCUUAUGAAGGGAUUCUGUAUGAAGGGUUUGAUGAAUGAAGCAGACAGAGUUUUCGAGUCUAUGCUUCAGAAAGGUUACGAACCCGACGAGGCAGUUUAUAACGUCAUCACACACGGUCACAGUAAAGUUGGAAAUAUCGAAAAAGCUUACAGUUUGUACAAGGAAAUGUUACGAUCUGGAUUCGUUCCCCACUCUGUGACUAUUAUGGCUUUGGGUAACUUACUGUUUGCUGAAGGAAAAGAUGUAGAGUUGAAUCGAGUUCUUGAGUACACGCUGAAAAGCUGUAGGAUUGCCGACGCCGAGCUUGCGAAGGUACUUGUUGAUAUCAACAAUAAAGAAGGUAACAUGGAUGCAGUUUUCAAUGUGAUUAAAGAUAUGGCUCACAGUGGCUUACUACCAUACAGUUCUGCUCACUUGAGGACUUCAAGAAUAAAGUGAAGAACUAUUUAGUAAUGUCAAGAACCGAUCUAUUGAAUAUCUUGAGAAGAUGAAGAUAGAAUGGAAGUAAGCAUCAUAAGCUUAUGGCUUCCCUUCGUUUGCCAGAGAUUUCAGGUGGUUGGCUAUUCUUCUUUCUACCAUCUUAAUGCCCCGAGAAGCGAUAAAGGAAGAGAGACGACGCGUGUAACGGUCAAGUGGAAGAAUUGAUGUUCCAUCUGGCUAAAACCGACGAUGGCUCCUAUGACCCAAAACUCAAAAUGAGCCACGAGAAGAGCUGCAGCUGGAAUCGUCAAGAACAGGAAGAGCGUGGACAAAGGGAGUCGACAGACAAAAGGUUGGUGGUGAUGAAGGGGAGGUUUAAGAAGAAAUGCACAAAUGGAAUUGAACUGUUCGUUCUGUUUUUCGUGUUUUGAAUGUAUAAGGUUGAUGGUCGAUUUAAUCAUAGUUUAAUUAAUCGUAACAUUUUUUACAC
This is a messenger RNA of Cucurbita moschata (crookneck pumpkin), 2780 nucleotides long. Its product is annotated as pentatricopeptide repeat-containing protein At5g39710. Lineage: Eukaryota; Viridiplantae; Streptophyta; Magnoliopsida; Cucurbitales; Cucurbitaceae. The record is from RefSeq and is a predicted model, not a curated record. The coding region runs from base 47 to 2308 and encodes 753 amino acids. The transcript has a single exon. Gene Ontology annotation, molecular function: protein binding.